Molecule: messenger RNA, 1222 nt
Organism: Somion occarium
Lineage: Eukaryota; Fungi; Basidiomycota; Agaricomycetes; Polyporales; Cerrenaceae
Source: the annotation of a GenBank genome assembly
CUUCCUUUAGCUUGCUUUCUUCCGCUCUUCUUCCUUUGAUCUAACGACAAGGUCGCACACAUACGCUUCAUUGUUCUUUCACUUACAAUGGCGGCUUAUGUGCAGGAUGUUAUCAUGCUUGUCGGCGAUUCACUUACCCAGGGAGGUUUCGUGCCGCACGGAUUUGCACAACAACUAGCUCAUGUUUACAAUAGGAAGCUCGACGUUUUUAAUCGUGGACUGAGUGGUUACAACACCACCUGGGGUCUACCCGUCUUUGAACAGGUGUUCGCAAAGCAACAUGAACAACAGCACGUACCGAAAGUGAGACUACUCACAAUCUGGUAUGGUGCGAACGACGCUUGUAUUCCACCUUCACCUCAACACGUCCCCCUUCCCGAAUUCUCCGCCAAUCUGAGGACCAUGAUCCGUUCGGUGACUUCCCCAUCAUCACCCCACUACUCUGCUAUAACCAAGAUCAUCCUCAUCACCCCUCCUCCUGUGAACACUCAUCAACGUGGAGCUGAUCUUGCCUCGCGAGACCCUCCAAGGCCUCUUGAUCGAGAAUUCGAGACGACGCAUCAGUAUGCUGAAGCCGUCAAGAUUGUCGGAGCGCAAGAAGGUGUUCCCGUCAUUGACUUAUGGACCAUUCUAUAUGAUGCGUGUGGUCGUGUGGAGGAAAAGCUGAGCGAGUAUCUGUAUGAUGGUUUGCAUGUCAAUCAGAAAGGGUAUCAGGUUGUCUUCGAUGAGAUCAUCAAGACUGUUAGCAAGCACUACCCAGAGCUUCACUACGAUAAGCUUCAGAACGUCUUCAUAGGGUGCGUAGACAGAAUCACGUUUAUGUCGCGCCGUCUAAAGUGCUUUGUCAAUGCAGACAUGCCGAUAUCAAUUUCGAGAAUCUACGGGAGAGCCUACAGAAAAGAAUCGCCAUGCCAUCCCCUAUACCAGCUUCCAAAUGACCAUUUCCCUGAGCCUUUCUCAGUUCUGCCUUUUGUCGUUGCGAAGUAAUUGCAGGACGUGCAACACAAAAUUAGAAACCAGCUAGGUCGAUAGAACUGGUGUGUGAAUUCUAGACAUCAGAAUAUGCUGUAUGCAGUGGGUAUUAAUGACUGUAUUUACAUGUACAAGGUACUGUAAGGUGCAAGAGAGACAACAUGGAAUGAGCAGAACAUGUGUGCAGGAAAGCGAGAACGAUGUGCAGUGUAACAUGUGAAUUAAUAAGUAAUGAUCAUGAGUGAAACGA